GUUAGUUCGAAUGUAGUUUUACUAUCUGCCAAUUGAGCCAAAAGAGCGCUGCUGUCUUUUGUGGAAGAAAACUGUGGAAACAUGGGUCGUAUGCACGCACCUGGUAAGGGUAUAUCCCAGUCAGCGUUACCAUAUAGACGCAGUGUCCCAACAUGGCUAAAAUUGACACCGGAGGAUUGUAAAGAAUUAAUUUACAAGCUAGCUAAAAAGGGACACACACCAUCACAGAUUGGAGUAAUAUUGCGAGAUUCUCAUGGAGUGGCUCAAGUCCGUUUCCGUACUGGAAAUAAGAUUCUCAGGAUUGUUAAAAGCAUGGGUCUUGCUCCAGACUUACCAGAGGAUCUUUACUAUUUGAUCAAAAAAGCAGUGGCUAUCAGGAAACAUUUGGAGAGAAAUAGGAAAGACAAAGACAGCAAAUUUAGAUUGAUUCUUGUUGAGUCCAGAAUUCACAGACUUGCUAGAUACUACAAGUCGAAAGGAACACUUCCAGCUAACUGGAAAUACGAGAGUUCUACUGCCAGUGCUCUCGUCGCUUAAUUACUUUCUCAUAUUUCUUAAUAAAAUAAGAAUUUAAAUAACA
Messenger RNA from Megachile rotundata (alfalfa leafcutting bee), 580 nucleotides. It is a transcript of the gene RpS13, whose product is annotated as ribosomal protein S13. Gene Ontology annotation, biological process: translation. The record is from RefSeq and is a predicted model, not a curated record. Gene Ontology annotation, cellular component: ribosome; cytosolic small ribosomal subunit; nucleolus. Lineage: Eukaryota; Metazoa; Arthropoda; Insecta; Hymenoptera; Megachilidae. Gene Ontology annotation, molecular function: small ribosomal subunit rRNA binding; structural constituent of ribosome.